CGGCAGCGGGGAUUGUGGGAAGUGUAGUUUGGAGACCCCGCCCUCCUCGCCAUUCCUGUAAUGGCUGCUUCCCGGAAGGCUCUGUCACGUGGAACCUCUUAGCCUCAGCAUCCGGAACUCCAGGAAGGGAGUAUUUCGAAUCAGACAGAAUUAUACAUAAAUACUUUCUUUGAAACUUUCUGCCCUCAAGAUUGAGAUACCUGAAAAUCCCAACAUCAUGGCUUCAGUUUCAGCACAGUUGUUCUUGGUCCUCAUUUCACUGCUUUUGGUGCUGCCUGUUGUUGAAGCAGUAGAAGCUGGAGAUGCAGUCGCUCUCUUGUUAGGUGUGGCUCUCAGCAUUACAGGCAUUUGUGCUUGUUUGGGGGUAUAUGCACGAAAGAGAAAUGGACAAAUGUGAUUUUGACGGGCCUUCUGAAUCAGACCUUGCCCAGAAAACCAUUGUGAAUUAUUGAGGUUAAAAACUGAUCUUUAGUGUCUGAAAGUUCCCAAGAAAUAGGGUAUUUUCACAUUUUUAAUUGUCUCCCUGUAAAUGGAAGCAAACUGAUAUAUGUUAAAUGGGGAAAAAAAGUUUCCUUCACAACAAAUAAUGCACUGAAAAAAAGCAGUCUAAAAGUCAUAUAUGUUAGUUAGAAAGAGGCUCAAAGAAGUCAGAUGACCGAAAUUUACAUAUUAUUUCAAAGUUUUGGAAUUCUCAAAGUGCAUGAGAUAGGAAGAAGGAAACCCUUACCCAGAAUCCUAGGAAAUUGCCACUGCCUCCUGCAUCACUGAGGAGACUUUUCUCCAUAUUUUUAUUAGAUUUUUGUUUUGUUAUCUCCCAAGUUAGUAUUGUACUUAGGUAUCAAAUACAUCCAGAAAUUAAAAUUUUUAUUUCUUUGGUUGGGGGAAGAGGUAAGAAAAAUGUACUCAGUGUAUCUAAUGUUAAAAUGGAGAAAAUAUUUAAUGUAAAAAAAUACUUUAUAUGGACAUUUAAAUGGAGAAGAGAUUUAAUGUUAAAAACCUUUAUAUUAACUGAAUAACAUCUCUAUAGUGAGAAGUACUAUAUUAAAUACAAACCCAUUAUGUUGUAA
Molecule: messenger RNA, 1067 nt
Organism: Neofelis nebulosa (Clouded leopard)
Lineage: Eukaryota; Metazoa; Chordata; Mammalia; Carnivora; Felidae
Gene: SMIM30
Product: small integral membrane protein 30
Exons: 3
Coding region: 218-397 (59 amino acids)
Source: RefSeq, a predicted model, not a curated record